Messenger RNA from Thunnus maccoyii (southern bluefin tuna), 3356 nucleotides. It is a transcript of the gene dipk1aa, whose product is annotated as divergent protein kinase domain 1Aa. The record is from RefSeq and is a predicted model, not a curated record. The coding region runs from base 150 to 1436 and encodes 428 amino acids. NCBI's taxonomy places the organism in Eukaryota, Metazoa, Chordata, Actinopteri, Scombriformes, Scombridae. The transcript is spliced from 7 exons.
CCGCCUCUUAAAGAAGCACAAGAUGUCGUAGUUACUCGAACACCGCACUUUUUUUGUUUUUACUGCGCAGCUUCUUUUGUUGGUGCAGAUACAUCAGAUACAAACUGCCUUUACUCCAGGUCCACGUAUUGAGAUGAUCUAUUUUUGUGAUGGCGAAGGGUCUAUUUCCACGGGCCUGGGUGAAAAAGUCUUUCUACUUCCAGGCUCGGAUCUCCUUUGUGCGGGUGAAGUACCUGUUCCUCACAUGGCUGACUGUGCUGGUGGGGAGCUGGGUGCUCUACGUGCAAUACUCUGCCUACACAGAGCUGUGCAGAGGACACGAGUGCAAAAACGCUAUUUGUGAUAAAUACAGGAGAGGAAUCAUCGAUGGCUCUGCCUGCCGUAGUCUGUGUGAUAAAGAAACACUCUACAUGAGCAGGUGUCUGUCAACACUGCCAAACAACCAGGUGUAUACAGGAAGUUGGGGAGACCAUGAUGGGAUUAUUCGCUGUAAGUUGGGGGAAGUUGUGCACUAUGAGCUGGGCGAGGAGCUGGAGCCACGGAGGGAGGCCCCCGUGUUUGACAAGCCCACCAGAGGCACAUCAGUGGAGAAGUUCAAAGAGAUGGUCUUUAAUCACCUCAAGUCCAAGCUUGGAGAGCAGGCUAACCUCGCCAGCCUGGUCAGCCAGAUCCUCUCUGUCGCCGAUGGCAACAAAGACGGACGGGUGUCACUGCCAGAAGCCCGCUCUACAUGGGCCCUCCUACAGAUGGACGAGGUGCUGCUGGGCCUGCUGCUCCAGGACCGUGGACACACUCCUCGCCUCCUGGGCUACUGCGGGGACCUCUACAUGACGGAGCGUGUCCCCUACGGGCCCCUGUACGGUCUGUCUCUACCCUGGCCGCUUGUAUCCUGGGUGCCUAGUGGAGUACAGCGCACUAUGGACCAGUGGUUCACCCCCUCAUGGCCUCGCAAAGCUAAGAUCUCCAUGGGCCUGCUGGAGCUGGUGGAGGACAUCUUCCAUGGCACCUACGGCAGCUUCCUGAUCUGCGACCUGGCAGCGGCACACUUUGGUUACACUGACCACCACGAGCUCCGCCUCACUAACGCUAGAGCGGUGGUUCCUGAGGAUGAGUUCAGACGCACCAUGCGAGCACUCAAGUGUGAGACAGAUGCCGACUGCCUGUAUGGGGUGGACUGCCAGACGUCCUGCGACGUGUCAGAGAAACGGUGUAGGGAGGAGCCGGUCCAGCCAAAUUUGGCAAAAGCAUGCAGCACACUGAAGGAUUACCUCCUGCGUGGGGCACCGUCAGCACUGAGAGAAGAACUCGAGAGGCAGCUGUACGCCUGUAUGGCUCUAAAGGGUAAUGCUGGACAGAUGAACAUGGAGCACUCACUUAUCCUCAACAACCUGAAAGCUCUGCUGUGGAGACAGAUCUCACACACCAAGGACUCGUGACAAGGAGAGGAAGUCCUUCUCAAAUAAUACCAGUCAGCUCUUCAGAUGGAGCUAAGUGGUAAUAAUGCUGUGAUACAACAUGUAAGAGUAGCAAAUUUAAUGAAGUCGUUUUUAUCAACUGUCAACACUAAUGAAUGGACAGACCGAUGGAGACUCUACCUCCUCUAUCCCAAUCUCAGAAUUCCAGUUUCAGAAGUUCGGGGGCUGGAAAAAAUGUCUGAGUACUUUGAGAUGUUGAAAUUGAAAGAUUGCAUGUUGCCAUCAGUCACACUUAAAAUAGUUCUUUCAACCACAGUGUAUUGUAUUGUAUUGUUCAUUACAGAGGAAUGUUUCGGGGGCACUGCUGGAAAAACAAACUUGUAAACAGUGUUUUACUCUUGUUAGUCUCUGUGCGCUGGAAGACUAAACAGCUAUUUCUCUGGCAAAAAUCAUGCUGUUAUGUCCGGGCCAACAUGGCUCAUCGUAGAGAAGCUGAGGAACACAAGGAUUAUGAAGGAGUGAUUAUAGCUAUAAAAAGCUCCAGUUUACAAUGGAAUGAAAUUAGGGCUGCAACUAAGAUUAUUUUCAUAACUGAUUAAUCAUUUUGAUCUAUUUCCCUGAGUCCAGGUGACGUCUUCACAUUGCUCGCUUUGUCUGACCAACAGUCCAACACCAAAGAUAAAUUUAUAACAGAGGACUGAGAAAAACUGUAAAUAUUCACAUUUGAGAAGUUGGGACCAGCAAAUCUUUGGCACUUAUGCUUAAAAAAAAACUUAAAUGAUUUAUUCAUAAAUUAUCAAAAUAGUUACCAAUUAAUUGACUUUUUCAUCUCCAAAUGAAAUUGCACUAUUUUAUGUUAUUUGUUAUAAAAUUCCCCAAAUUUCCUUCCUCCAAGCUCGCUUUUCAAACUAAGCUGUGAGCUAAAAUGGGAUUUUAGGACUUAAAGAUGCUAUUGAGCACUGUACAGAUGGGUGAAAAAUGAAAGGAGAAACUUUUAAAUGAGUGUGGAAACAUGAAUGCAGAUGCUUCCAUUCAGAGCACAAGUGGUCAUGGAGUAGUUUAAUAAGCAUGAAAAAGAUGUGAAUCAUGUGCUACAGCCUUUACAAUCACCAGAUCUCAACCCAACUGGGCACUUAUGGACGACUUCAGACUAACAUGUUAGUCAGCAACACCAAAUGAAGGAGUAUUGGAAGAAUGGCAAGAAUUCAUCCUUUUCCUGGAGCACUGAAGCUGUUAUGAGAAUCGUGGUGGAUUUUCCUCUCAUUUGUCAUCCAUCGGAAUGAUAACAUGUCGGGUCAGUAGCUUAAAAAUGGACAACAUGAAGGUAUUUGUCAGUAUUAGUCAGUAUUCUUCACUAUGCUGUAAAGUCUCUACACUUGUAACCCUAGUGACAUCAUCAAUGCUGCAUCACUGACACGAAGAGAAACGUUAAUGUAUAUUUGUGAAUGUUACCUACUUGUAUUUUUUUUUCUCUAGAAAGAGGAUUUGUGGUAAUGUACUAUAAUCAUGUUAUUUUUGGAUUUCACCUGUCACAGUGCCAUAAGAGAAAACGCUGAAAUCAUUUUUAUGAAUGUUAAAGCACCAUUGAAGGUGGUGAUCUUUAUCAAAUUUUGUGAAUGCUGUAGAAAAUGACUUUUCAUGAUCCCUUCCAGAUGUCGCUGAUAUGAAGUGAAUGAGUAGCGACUUGUUUAACCACUUAAAAACAGACAUGGACCUGUAAUUUCCAGAAAACUGAGCAAGCGUGUGGUCAACACUGCUGUUUGAAUUUUAAAAAUGUUUUAAAAAAAAAAGUGUUUACUUAUUGAAGAAACCAGCAUGAUUUUGCACAAUUAAAACUGCAUACCACUUCACUGUAACUUGUCAAAUCUGUCAAAUACACUACUACACCAUAAGCCAUCAUACUUUGAGUUGUUGUGUGGAUUAAAAGAUUAUGACUGUCAA